GAUUCGUCGAUUGCGCCCUGUGCUCGUGCCAUGGCGAACGAGCGAGUUGGACUGGGACUUCAGUGCAAGCUGCUCGAGCGAAGGGAUUGGAGUGAAGCAUGCACUAGAAACAGACACCAAGAGACAGACGAUGCUGACUUGUCGGGCAAACCGGAUUGGGAGCGAAUAUAUGAUCUAGCGGUUUGCAAGCCGCUGCUUCCUUUCCGCAUUUUGAAGAGGUACCACGAGCUUCAGCAUGCUGAUCAUUUCUAUGCAUGGCAUGGUCAUGUCAAAGAACAAAGGAAUGUGGACAACACAGCGAGCAACUACAACAACCUGAUUAUGAAAGCUGCAGGAGCUCUGUUGAUAGUCACUGUUUGGAUUAUUCUCUUGCCUCGGAUCUAUGAUCUUUCUCCUUCAUGCGCAUCUUUACAAUCGGAUGUGUCAAGUCAGUGCUCCUAUACGCUGGCAGACCCCACUUGCUUUGGCACUCUGGACUCAGUAGCGAGCACUUGCAAACUGACAGGAUCCUGCAUUGGAACUUUCAUCGGAUGGACCCGAGGAUUCUUGAUGGUCGUGAUGAACGCGCUCCUCCCUCUUCCUGCUCAGCAUGGAACCGAGCAGUAAGACAAGCUGUCAUUCGAUUGGAUCUCCUUCAUAAACCUCUUGUGUGGUGCUGUAGGUAUUGGGAUGUUUGGAUCCGACGCAA
Messenger RNA from Guillardia theta CCMP2712, 688 nucleotides. RefSeq lists its product as hypothetical. The transcript is spliced from 3 exons. The record is from RefSeq and is a predicted model, not a curated record. The coding region runs from base 31 to 606 and encodes 191 amino acids. NCBI's taxonomy places the organism in Eukaryota, Cryptophyceae, Pyrenomonadales, Geminigeraceae.